AUGGAAGAGACGGAAGCGCUUCGCAUGGGACCCAUCUUGAGCAAUGUGGUGCUGCACGACGUGACGACGGGAAAGGUCCUUCUGCCCAACGUCCAGUUUGUUUACCAGGGCGAGGAGCUGGCGCCCCAGGUGCUGCAACGCGCCUGGAUCACGGUCCAUCUCCAACAAGAUGGAAGCGUAGCGCAAAUCAAUUCAAUACAGCCGGAUGCACGCGUGAACGGCUUCCACCUAUCCAACGAUGAAACUACCGGGGAGACCCUCCACGUAGAGGGCUUCUUUCCUUUCGAGGUGCCCGAGUUGAGCCACCUCCCCAAGUCGUCCUACGAGCUGCUCCAAGAGUUCCAGCAAAGGAGCUCAUUCAUCCGUUCGCUGCUGGUCGAGGCAGCUGACGAGGGCCUGUUCAAGCCCGUCGACCACAGCUUCGCCGAGGAUGGCAUGUCUCGCCAGCUACAGCCGCGACUGAGCGAUGACGGCCUCGACGCGUUCCUCCACAUCCCUGCUCCCCAGCCAGCACCCCCACAUCCACAACACACUGGCCAACGGGACAACGUCGCCGUCUCUUCGAGCUCGAUCCUCUCGCCUCAGCCGCACAUCAAGAAGCAGCUGCUCGACGAUCACUCCCAGUCGCCGCCCGCCGAGCGCAGCAGCGCCGCCACCAACAACGUUGAGCAUCAUCGCCACAGCAGAGUGGACAUGCAUCCGCAACUGCAGCACUCACCAGACUUCAACACCGGCCGGAGCGGCGGUGAUGUCAACGAAGGCGAAGGCGACGGCGACGAUGACGACGAUCUGGCCCGCAGCGAGGCCGAGCGCGGCCAGCUAAAGGACAUUGUGCUCAAGUUCCACCGCAACCGACAUGCGCUGCUGUCGCCGCCGCAGGACGACGACGACUUCACGUCGCUCCCGCCCAUGGGGCUGUCGGCGGCCACGCCCAACCGCAACACGGCGCCGUCGCCCUAUCCCUACCAGCGCGACGAGCUCCUGGGCAGCGGCGGCGGCGUCGGGGUCGGCGGCCUGGCUGGCGAUAUUACGAUGAGUCCGACGCCCAGAGAGGCGCCCAAGGUGUGCCUCAGUCCCUACAAGCGCGCCACGCUGGUGUACUCUGGUCAGCACAUCCACUCGUCUGUCUCCACAUCGUCGUCUUCAUCUUCGUCGUCGACGCCAUCGGGCUCUUCGUCGGCCGUGCCCACGCGCAAGUCGCUCUUCAACUCGGGCGACGCGUUGGGCACGCUGGGAGUGUCGUCGUCGGGCGUACCGUCGCGACACGGCCACGGUAUUGAGCUGGGCCUCUUGCCUUCGUCGUCGUCGCCACCGCUGCCCAUGCAGCGCGAGAUCGUGGACAAGGUGAAGGUGGCCCUCGACGAAGCCGUGCAGAGCGUGAAGAGUCGAAUAAUCGAGGAACAACUGUUCAACUGGGCUCAGCCACCACAACCCAACACGCGACGAAACCACUACCCCGCCAUGCACAACUACCAGCGACCAGAGAUCACCUCCUCGCCCACCGCUAUGCCGCAAGCAUCGUACCAGCGAUACGAGGAGCCGAGAGGAGCCGAUCAAGUGCUGAGCGGAAGACAGAUGCUGCGAACGAGUUCGAGUGGGGUGGCCCAGUACGCGCACGUGCCGCCCUCCUACUCACCGCCGCCAGCCAUCGCCUCGUCGCCCACGUCUUCGCCUCCCUUUGUACCUCGCGACUACCACUGA
Molecule: messenger RNA, 1701 nt
Organism: Acanthamoeba castellanii str. Neff
Lineage: Eukaryota; Discosea; Longamoebia; Acanthamoebidae
Exons: 6
Coding region: 1-1701 (566 amino acids)
Source: RefSeq, a predicted model, not a curated record